CAGGAAGUCACCUCAUUACUGUUGCUCCUCUGAUCCUUUUCUAAACAUUGAUAAUACAUGUUGGUUGGUUUUCUGGUUGCACAUCUUCAGAUUUGAAAAUGCACUCGGAGGAUGUUGAUUGUGAUAUGCAGCAAGACCAUAACACAAGAAGACAGCAACAAGCACUUCAAAGACGUUACAGCUUCAUUCAACAGUGUUGCAAUCAUAAAAAACAAGUUGUCAUAGCAGUGUUUCUUUCCGGAUGCAUCUUAUCAGCCUACAGAGUAUUGGAAUAUAGGAUAAUAAUAUCUCCCAAAGGCCAAGAACAAACUACAUGUGACUAUUCCUUAGAAUUUGGACAAACUACAAGUGAUUCAAAUACGAAUGAAGUACAAUGGUUGAAUCAAAAUGGAAAAUCAUAUUAUAUUGAAACAAACAAACACACAUGGGAUUACGCUGAUACUUUUUGCAAGGAACAAAGUUCAAACCUCGCUGUAAUUACAAAAACUGAGGAACUGAACUUCAUAUUGAAUUACACUGCGGGUCAUACUUGGGUUGGACUCAAUAAAGUGAAUGGAAAAUGGAAUUGGAUCGAUGGGACAGCUUUCCACAGCAACAUAUUAAAAGAAGACAUUCAGCAAAUGAAGUCUGGGUUUAACUGUGCUAGUGUAAUGAAAGGUGGUUUGUUCUUUGCAGCACCUUGCAAAACUCAUAAUCACUGGGUAUGUGAAAAGUUAACGGAGCAGAAGUGACAUAUUAUCUGGGUGUGUUAAAAAUGUAUACU
Polypterus senegalus (gray bichir) is the source of this 763-nucleotide messenger RNA. RefSeq names its product asialoglycoprotein receptor 2-like. The transcript has 8 exons. Lineage: Eukaryota; Metazoa; Chordata; Cladistia; Polypteriformes; Polypteridae. The coding region runs from base 99 to 731 and encodes 210 amino acids. The record is from RefSeq and is a predicted model, not a curated record.